Messenger RNA from Cladophialophora yegresii CBS 114405, 633 nucleotides. RefSeq names its product Ras-like protein Rab-11B. NCBI's taxonomy places the organism in Eukaryota, Fungi, Ascomycota, Eurotiomycetes, Chaetothyriales, Herpotrichiellaceae. The record is from RefSeq and is a predicted model, not a curated record. The transcript has 3 exons. Gene Ontology annotation, biological process: exocytosis. Gene Ontology annotation, cellular component: recycling endosome. Gene Ontology annotation, molecular function: GTPase activity; GTP binding. Bases 1 to 633 code for a protein of 210 amino acids.
AUGGCCAACGACGAAUAUGACUUCCUAUUCAAGGUUGUCCUGAUCGGAGACUCGGGCGUCGGAAAAUCCAACCUUUUGAGCCGUUUCACACGCAACGAAUUCAAUCUCGAUUCAAAAUCCACGAUCGGGGUUGAAUUCGCAACUCGGUCGAUCCAGGUUGAUACCAAGACCAUCAAGGCACAGAUAUGGGAUACUGCGGGCCAAGAAAGAUAUCGUGCCAUCACCUCAGCAUACUACCGAGGAGCAGUCGGUGCCCUGCUCGUCUAUGAUAUUAGCAAGCACCAGACGUACGACAAUGUCACGAGAUGGCUGAAGGAGCUUCGGGACCAUGCGGACGCCAACAUUGUGAUCAUGCUGGUCGGGAACAAGAGCGAUUUGAGACACCUUCGAGCCGUUCCUACAGAAGAAGCCAAACAAUUUGCCAGCGAAAACAACCUGUCGUUUAUUGAGACUUCGGCCCUGGACGCAAGCAACGUCGAAUUGGCGUUCCAGAACAUCUUGACCGAAAUCUACCGAAUCGUCUCGAGCAAGGCGCUCGACAGCGGAGACGCUGCCCAGGCACCAACUGGCGGUGUGAAAAUCGACAUGACGCCAUCUGGCACGAACGACUCGAAGGGAAGCAAGUGCUGUUGA